Molecule: messenger RNA, 1991 nt
Organism: Stegostoma tigrinum
Lineage: Eukaryota; Metazoa; Chordata; Chondrichthyes; Orectolobiformes; Stegostomatidae
Gene: fance
Product: FA complementation group E
Exons: 11
Coding region: 24-1697 (557 amino acids)
Biological process (GO): interstrand cross-link repair
Cellular component (GO): Fanconi anaemia nuclear complex
Source: RefSeq, a predicted model, not a curated record
GGAAGUGACGACGGAGGUUUCGAAUGGUCCGCGCGGAGCAAGGGAAGAGCCGAAGUAAACGGCCGGGAGUGGUGACAGAAAUGGAGGGCAUACCCAGAAAAGGGGCCAUGAGGGACUACAAAGAGCUGCUGGAACAGUUUGAGAAACCAUUCCAAACCCUGCUUCAUACACUGACCACCGGCAUAUCAGGAGCUACCACUGCUUUUCACGUUCUACAGCGCAUCCAAUCAAAGCAGCCUCUACAUUGGAAAACGUUCACAGAGACAUUAUGCCAGCUUGAACCAUUGUUGGAAGGGAAGGAGCAGAACAUUUGUCUAAGACCAUUGUUUUAUCUUUUACCGGCGAUGGUCAGAAGAAAUCUUUUGUCAUUUCUUCAUCUGGGGAAUGCUGUUAUACCUAAAGACUGUCUGCAUCAUCUCAUUGUCCAGUUGAGACAAAACCCACAUGCUGAUCUGUGGACACAGAAAUUACUUGAUAUCCUGGAGCAGGAUGUAGAAGGUGGACUAAGGCAUUUGAAGUCUAUUUCACAAUCAGAGCAAUCUCAGCAGCAAUUAAAAUCUCUCUGUGAAAAAUUAGUGGGUAUUUCUGAGGAGCGCUCAGAUUCUGAGAAAAGGUUGGGGUGGUACUUCUGUCAACAGAAAAAUGAAUCCUCUGAAGGUACAGAAGACAAGCUGCUGUUAACACAGAACCCCAAAAAACGGAAAAUCUCCUCAGAAGAUGCGUUUCUCUUGGAUGAUGGUGAGCAAAAUGCAACAAAGAAAAUCAAGUUGGUUCAAGACAUUUCCUGUUUGGAGCCCUGUGUUGGCACUGAGAAGCAGGAUAUCACCACAAUGCCUGGGAGUUUGGAAAAUGUGGAAGUUGUCUGUCCACAGGCUCAAGGCCAUUUGGACAUCGUUGAGGUGGAACAGAAAUCACCUUCAAGCACACAGAGGAGCCUUGAUUUUCCAGAACAUGUUAAGGCUUCUGUAUCCAGCCUGAGGGAUCUGUUUGGGGCUGAAUCAGAUAAGUUGGAAACGUCUGAAGAACUAAGCAUCAUGAAUGAAUGUGACACAAGUCAGCUGGAGAAACUCUGUUUAUUAUUGCAACUGUCUGAACUUCCAGAGCACCUCCUGCCUUUGACGUGCAUCAAACUGAUUUCCUUGUCAUCUGAUCUCAGUUACAGUAAUGCGGCUGUGCUGGCUCGGAACCUCUUCUUGACAAGGAUACUUUCACUGACAGAGCCUGCCUCACGCUUUCUAAUGGCUGCCAUCACUUCAUUUUGCAAGAAAUAUGCACGUCCAUCCUGCACCGCUCUGAUUGGGCCAAUCCUUCAGAAUCCAGACAUAGGAGGUAUUCAAGUGGAACUGAUUUGCAGACUUGCAGAAGACUGCCUCAAACCAGAGCAUCUAACAAUGAUUUUUAGGCACAUCUUGUCCAUUACAUGGAGUGAAGACCUACUUUCUGUGGUACAUACAUUGCUUGAGAGGAAGGUUGAAAUAACACCUGAACUAUUUGACCAGUUUGUUCAAAAGUUAAGUCAGCACGCAGGAAAUUUCAGCAACUCCAUGAAGUAUGCCAAAGUGGUGCUGGCUGCACUUACAAAGUACCAGAACUACGUAACAUCUGUACACAAGAACUUGCUGUCCUGUGCCCUAGAUUUACACAAAACAUUUCUGAAGAAAUCAAUGCAGGCAGCACUGAAGCACAUUGAUACAUGAAUUGUUCGACAUCCAGAACAGGAGUGGGACAGGGAUUGUAUAUUUAUUAUUUGUGAAACAGGCAGUACAAUUCACAAUAAAGUUAUAUUAUGUAACAGUAUGUAAAAAUAUUUGCAAUUUGUCAGUUCAUGCUGCAAUUACUCUUUCACUAAUGCAUAUUUUCACAACAAAUAGUGCAGCUGCGAUCAUGAUUACGCAGGGUAAAUAACAUUGAGUUACCCGAUGUGGGCAACCUUUUGAUACCAUCUUGGAUACACUAACUUUCCAGUGGCACCUAAAAAUGUACUUCUCAGC